CAUCUUUGUUGUUUUCCUCUUCUUUAUGUACAUCGCCGUGGAAGUUUCUCCGGUAAUGGAAGAGAUCACACGGAAGAGCAAGAAAACUUCCGUUGAGAAUGAAACCGGCGGUGAUCAGUCAGCCACAUCAGUAGUCGUUAAAGCUAAACGUAAACGCCGAUCGCAACCACGAGACGCUCCUCCACAACGCAGCUCCGUCCAUAGAGGCGUCACCAGGCAUCGAUGGACUGGAAGGUACGAAGCACAUUUGUGGGAUAAGAAUAGUUGGAACGAGACUCAGAGCAAGAAAGGAAGACAAGUAUAUUUAGGGGCAUAUGACGAGGAAGAUGCAGCAGCACGUGCCUACGACUUAGCAGCAUUGAAAUAUUGGGGACGAGACACCAUCUUGAAUUUCCCUUUGUGUAAUUAUGAAGAAGACAUCAAGGAAAUGGAAAGCCAGUCAAAGGAAGAGUAUAUUGGAUCUUUGAGAAGGAAAAGUAGUGGGUUCUCCCGUGGUGUAUCAAAAUACAGAGGCGUUGCAAAGCAUCACCAUAAUGGGAGAUGGGAAGCUCGAAUUGGAAGAGUGUUUGGCAAUAAAUAUUUGUACCUUGGAACUUACGCUACACAAGAAGAAGCGGCUAUAGCGUAUGACAUCGCAGCAAUCGAGUACCGUGGACUUAACGCCGUUACUAACUUCGACAUCAGCCGUUAUAUGAAACUCCCGGUGCCGGAGAACCCUAUCGACGCCGCGAAUAAUCUCCUAGAGAGUCCGCAUUCUGAUCCCAGCCCAUUUAUAAACCCAACUCACGAGUCUGAUUUAUCACAGAGUCAAUCUUCGUCAGACGACAACGAUGAUCGGAAAACAAAGCUCUUAAAGUCGUCACCUUUAAAUGUGGAGGACGUAAUCGGCCCAUCGACGCCACCAGAGAUUGCUCCGCCUCGCCGGAGCUUCCCGGAAGACAUCCAGACGUAUUUCGGGUGUCAAAACUCCGGCAAGCUAACGACGGAGGAAGAUGACGUUAUCUUCGGUGAUUUAGAUUCUUUCCUUACGCCUGAUUUCUACAGCGAGUUAAAUGAUUGCUAAAGUGUUCUUCUGAUAAGUAAGAAAAAAGGGAUUUUAUAAGUUUUGUUUUUAGUUUGGAAUAUCGGUUGUGAAAAUCAGCAUUGACACAUCGGUUAUUCUUUCUUGUGACAAUCUUAUUAUAAUAAAGUUUGAAUCUUUUU
Arabidopsis arenosa is the source of this 1203-nucleotide messenger RNA. The record is from the annotation of a GenBank genome assembly. Lineage: Eukaryota; Viridiplantae; Streptophyta; Magnoliopsida; Brassicales; Brassicaceae.